ACUCCUCCAGCGCUUCAGUGUCCACUCCAAUUGUAUAAAUAUUACCAUCACUGUAUUACCGUACAUCAAUAUCCCCCUCUCAUCGCCCAUGUCUACGAACAUCACCUUUCAUCCUGGCUCUGUGGACGUUGCAGAACGCGUCGACCUUCUCAAACAGAAGGGCGUCACUAUUUGGCUGACCGGACUAAGUGCGAGCGGCAAGUCCACCAUCGCCUGCGCUCUCGAGCAGCACCUUCUGCAUCUGCACAAGUUCACUUACCGCCUUGACGGCGACAAUGUUCGGUUUGGUUUGAACAAAGAUCUGGGAUUUGACGAGAAAUCGCGGAACGAGAAUAUUCGGCGAAUCGGCGAGGUAUCCAAACUCUUCACAGACGCGUCGUGCAUUACCCUCACCGCGUUCAUAUCGCCGUACCGCGUCGAUCGCCUCGUCGCGCGCGAGAUCCACGAUAAAGCGGGCCUGGGCUUCGUCGAGGUUUUUGUUGACGCGUCGCUCAGCACUGUCGAGCAGAGAGAUCCGAAAGGGCUUUACAAAAAGGCUCGCGCAGGAGAGAUCAAAGAAUUCACAGGUAUCUCCGCGCCUUAUGAGGCCCCUGAGAACCCAGAAAUCCACAUCAAAACAGACCAGUGCGACAUCACCGAGGCCGUGCGGAUAAUCGCUGACUACCUGGUGGCACACAACUACAUUUAGAGCCGUAGAUCAAAUUCGAGCAUGAGAAUCUCGUGACAUAGAAUACAUGUGGAUGUGGAUGUAAAUGAGAUGCUAAUGGAGACAUGCAGGUCGAAUCGUGGAAGGAUGUAUGAUUAGAUGAUGAUUGUUACACUUGCGCGCACCUGCAGUCAAAGUUUCAGGCAGAAGAAUAUCCCGUUGCGUGCGGUCCGAGUCAGUAGUCCAGAGCCAAUGCUGGAGAACUUCGGCCAGAUGUCAUGUCCGUCGUUUCUAUAUCAGUGCCCGCGAAUUCUUCCUGCUCCUCCUCGAUGCGGUCCUCGCUCGCGUUCUCUAGCAUACGUGUCAGACCUUGUUCGGUAACACUGAGCCAGGACGCCAGAUCGUCAACGAUCCUCGCCAACUCUGCGUGCGUCUCGUCGUGCGAUGACAUGAGCGCCACAAAAUCUAGCGGGCGCACCGUUGGACCUCGCAAUGAAUUUGAUAUUGAAGAGUUUGUAGCUAGCGAUCCAUUCCGCCGAUGUAUGUCGGAAGGUUUGGGAGAAGAUGAGGGCGCUGCAGAUGCUGGAAAAUAUAUAUCUGUCGGAUGGGAAGAAUGCGGAGGUGAGCGAGUCGUAAUUGUUGGCAGACCACGAGCUGUUGAUGAUUCACUGCUGGCGACGUUCGGUAAGGGCGAUGAUGCUAAGGUUGGUGUCGGAUCGGACGGCGUUGUGAAUGUGCUUAGAUUGCUCGCAGU
This is a messenger RNA of Heterobasidion irregulare TC 32-1, 1400 nucleotides long. RefSeq lists its product as uncharacterized. The record is from RefSeq and is a predicted model, not a curated record. The transcript has 5 exons. Gene Ontology annotation, molecular function: ATP binding; adenylylsulfate kinase activity. Gene Ontology annotation, biological process: sulfate assimilation. Lineage: Eukaryota; Fungi; Basidiomycota; Agaricomycetes; Russulales; Bondarzewiaceae. The coding region runs from base 89 to 688 and encodes 199 amino acids.